UUUUAGGAAAUUCAAAUUAAAUUUUCUACCAUGAUCUUCCAAUCCACCCUUCACUCUACCACACAAUUUCAUCCACAUUCACCCAAAUUCCAUGGGUACACCCACUAUGAACACGAUGGUACGGAAGCAAUGGAAGUAUCACUCGCACAUGCACGUUCCCUUAAAUUGAAUUGAUUGGCGUUGCAUUGGGAUCUGGUCAUCUUGGUUCUUGAUCAUUUACAACCUUUCCCCAUUUCCAUCUUCAUCCGACCAGCAAAGACGAGCGAGGGAGAGGAAGAGGAAAGCAGCGUUUACCGUAACCGUUUAUCAAAUCUCCACUUUCGUUAAUGUCAUUCCUCUCUUCCUUCCUCAUCCCAAUCUCACCCUCUUAAUCCUUUGCUUGUACUUUUGGAGUAUCUCACUCACUCACCCUCACUCUCACUUUUUGCAUCUUUCGAUUGUGCAGUUCUUGCACCUUACUUUCCUUCAACAACUACUAGGUAUUCACCGUCGUCCGCCUUGAAAGGCGCAGUCACUCUUUAGAAAUCGAAUCAUCAAGGUUGAAUUCGCAGCAAUAUCAAAUCAAUCAAAUCUAAUAAUUACUAUCGCCUUCUCUACGAAGUACAAUACAAACUUUCAUUGAAAAACAAAAAGUAUUCAUACACACAUACGAUUUGUCACAGAGAAGAAAAAGAAAGAAACAAUGCAAUUCAAUUCCCUGGUUCUCCUAGCAGGAGCAACCAUCCUCGCACCAUUCGUUCAAGCUCAAACUUGGACCACUUGCAAUCCUCUCAAUACAACAUGUCCCAAUGAUCCAGCUUUGGGUACAAACCAUACUUUCGUUUUCAAUACAUCAUCCACAGUUAACGAUUACUUCAACAUCACAGCUGGGUCUCUUUCAUAUGGCGAUGAUGGUGCCGAAUUCACUAUCGCCAAACAAGGUCAAUCACCCACCAUCCAAUCCAAGUUCUACAUCUUUUUCGGCCAGGUAUCUGUGAUCAUGAAGGCUGCAACUGGAGUAGGAGUCGUAUCAAGUAUCGUUUUGGAGAGUGAGGAUCUGGACGAGAUAGACUGGGAAUUUAUUGGAGGUAACACCACUCACGCCGAGACCAAUUAUUUUGGAAAAGGAAAUACUACUUCCUAUGAUCGGGCCAUCUGGUACCCAACACCUACCGAUCCAACAGCAAACUUUCACAACUAUACCGUCGACUGGACUGCCGAGAGAGUUCAAUGGUGGAUUGACGACAAUCUUGUUCGAACCCUCGCAUAUGCUGAUGCAGUCGAUGGCAAGAACUUCCCUCAAACCCCAAUGACAGUUCGAUUGGGAAUCUGGUCCGGUGGUGAUCCCAAGGGUAACAGUAUUGGAACGAUCGAAUGGGCUGGUGGAGAGACCGAUUUUACUAAGGUUCCAUUUACGAUGUACGUGAAGAGUGCAGCAGUUCAAGACUACAGCACUGGUUCAGAAUAUCAAUGGACUGAUAAAACUGGAGACUGGCAAUCCAUCAAAGUUAUCAGUGGUAACUCGACUGUCGCAGAGACUAUCACCAAGAAUGAAACCCCCACACUCUCCAUCGGUGAAAAAUGGGACAACCUUCCUAAGACCACCAAACUCGCAGUCUACUGUGGAGGUGGUGCCGCAGUUGCCGCUCUCGUCUCCGCUUUCCUCUUCACCUUCCUCCGUCAACGUCGCAAUGGCCGCCUAGAACGUGAAGCCUACAACCAAUUGAUUGAAAAGCAACAACAAGACGCCUACAAAGACCAAAUGGAACUGCACAACAAGGGUCUCGGCGGUUUCGACAACAACUCGUAUGCAAACCAAGGAGAUGACGCACUUGGAGGCUGGGGUAACAACCAAGGAACUGGGUACGUUGGACCUAGUGGAAGCGCAAGCGCAAUGGCUAGUGGAAGUCCGAUGGUGCAGGCUGGUCAACAUGGUCCCAUGAGUCCGACGAUGGUUAUGCGAAAUGGGGAGAUGAGCCCACAUAGUGCCGAGUUUCCUCAACCGCAACAACCGAUGUUUGGGGGUAGUGCCAAUGGUGGUGCUUACAUGAAGAUGUGAGCAUGAGAGGAAAAAGAAACAAAGAAAGAACAGAAAAACAAUAGAAGUGGGUGAGACGAACGGAGGAUUGGAGAUGCAAGUGGAGAAAUGGAAGGUGUAGGGAGUUUUUAUGUAAAUGACUUUCUUUACACUGUUUAUAACACAUCGAAAUGGGAAGGUUCGCUUUUUGUUUUCCUGGAAUAUUUAUCUACGUAUGGAGAGAAGAGGAAUCCUCCGCAGCGACAGUUGGCAUAUUCGGCUCGCUUGCUUUAAUUCUUUCUGAUCUCAGAUGUCUCUUUUUAUUUCUUCUCGGGAGCGACGUUACAUACAUGCCUACCGAUUGACAGAGCGGGUUGAGCUCAUCUCUAGAUAUUGCGCGGGUGCUUAUUGUAGAUACCGUAUCUGACGGUCGCCGAAGCUGAAUUGAAGAGAUUAUUACUUUACUUUGUGUUUUUUUCUUUUUUUGAAUUUGUGUUUGCACGUGGUGAAUCUAUCAUGUGUAUGUUGUGCUU
Botrytis byssoidea is the source of this 2529-nucleotide messenger RNA. RefSeq lists its product as uncharacterized. The transcript has 2 exons. The coding region runs from base 683 to 2038 and encodes 451 amino acids. Gene Ontology annotation, cellular component: fungal-type cell wall. Gene Ontology annotation, molecular function: hydrolase activity, hydrolyzing O-glycosyl compounds; glycosyltransferase activity. Gene Ontology annotation, biological process: carbohydrate metabolic process; fungal-type cell wall organization. NCBI's taxonomy places the organism in Eukaryota, Fungi, Ascomycota, Leotiomycetes, Helotiales, Sclerotiniaceae. The record is from RefSeq and is a predicted model, not a curated record.